AUGGAACAACUGGAAGAUUUAACUUGUCCUGCACCUGAUAAUAGAGGUGUGAUUGUUUCCACAAAAAAGACAAAAACUGAAUGUUAUAAGCCGGCAGAAUCUAUUCACAAAGUCACCCUUUCAAAGGGUACUCGUAGGUCAGCCAAAAGUUUCACCAACGCUUUUACUCGUUGUGGAUAUCGCCCUGAUUUGCGCAAGGUUUGGUAG
This is a messenger RNA of Racocetra fulgida, 207 nucleotides long. Lineage: Eukaryota; Fungi; Glomeromycota; Glomeromycetes; Diversisporales; Gigasporaceae. The record is from the annotation of a GenBank genome assembly.